Molecule: messenger RNA, 1116 nt
Organism: Closterium sp. Naga37s-1
Lineage: Eukaryota; Viridiplantae; Streptophyta; Zygnematophyceae; Desmidiales; Closteriaceae
Source: the annotation of a GenBank genome assembly
AUGGCUCCUCUCAUCUUAACAUGCUGUUUCCUCCUCCUCAUGGCGACCUCUCUCGCCCUCCCCUCCCUCCCUCUGCUGGUCCUUCAGCUUGCGCCCGAUGGCAGUGCAUUCAACUUCCCCAGUUGGCUGAACUGUCUUGAGCGCACGCUGUCUGGCACCCUCGUGAGUGGCUUUAACCUCUGGUUUGUCACUCAGCAGAGUGGUUCUGGCGCCAUUCCCACCUCUCCCUCUGGACCCACCUCUUCCUCCUCUGACCCCUAUGCUGAUGGCCUCCGUGCUGCCAUUGCUGACACUGAGCGGCUUGUGACCACGGUGCAAGCCACCGCCACGGCUGCUCCUGACAAUGCUGCUGCCCGUGACUUAGCUCGUAUUCUUGCUGAGUCCCUCGAGAGCACCCGCAAGCGCCUCACUGAGCACCUCGCUGCCCCUUCUCCUCGCUCUGCGUCUACGCCCAUUUCCUCUGCUCCAUCUCACUCUAACCUUCUCGCUGACUGGCAAGUUGCCAACGCACGUGCCUGUCAGGUCAUCCUUGCCUCCCUCCCUCCAACUCUUCUCCCUCAGUGCUCGCACAUCCGCUAUGCCAAGGACCUUCUCGGCUAUCUUACCGAGCGCUUCCAGUCGCAGACUCCUAUCAGUGUCAUUGCCCUCUUACGCGAGCUCACCUCUCUUCGCCUUGCUGAUUUCACCACCAUGGCGGACUACAUCGCUCGUGUGCAGACGUUGUCCUCCCAACUUGCCUCUCAAAAGUUUGAACUUUCCGAUCAUGUGUGCGGUGCCCUCCUCCUCACAGGCCUCACUCCUGAAUACAGUGUUCAUGUCACUCUGUAUGGUGAGCGCCCUGCCGACCAGUGGUCGUUCUCUCGUGUCUCUGCCUUCCUCCUCCAGGCAGAGCUCAACCUCCGCAGCUGCCCUCCUACUGCUGCCGCUGUCACACCCUCUUCCGCCCCCCCCCCCCUCUCCCCACCUCCACUGCCGCCGCUGCUUCCUCUCGCCCUCGCAACACCUUUCCUCCCAACUGGCUUCAACUCUCUCGCCAGCGUCGCCAGUCUUCUGCCCAGGCGGUACUUGUGGCUGCUGACUCUGGUACCAAUGCUCAAACCUCUGCUCUCAGUGUGA